AAACAAAGAAGAACGCAAGGUGCGCUCCCGAGCACCCGCUUUUCUACAAUUGCAAGCUGCGGCGUGAAGUCGGGGAAGCAGAAGUAUUCUCGCGCAGGAUGGUCGAGCCACGAUCGGGUUACAGGAGCUUGCAAAACCAAAGCCAACCAAAGAUGUAUGGAAUUUUCAUCGCAAGUUAAUCUGGGGAAAUCAAGAGCCAAUAUGGCCCCUCUCCUCAAGAACUUUGCUGAGACAACCCAGCCCAAGAAUCCUGACUCUGGCAAGGCCAAGGGAAACAGUUGAUAAACAAAAGAGCCCAGUACUGCAUCUUGAGCAUGAUACUUAAAUUGAAGGAUUGGCAGAGGGAAAUGCUGGGCCAUUUGGAAGAGGACUUGGGAAGCAGCAACCUCACCAACUGGUCCCUCUUCGUGUUCAGCUGUGGUCAAAUGUCAGAGAUUUGGAAACGUUCUUCAACAGUGUAUUCUGCAAUGCCGACGAAGCGAUUGCUGAAGCUAGCAGAACCUAGGCCAAUUUCUGCAACUUAUCUGAAACUAAGGCCACGAAGUUCCCCUGUGUGGCCUGUCUGCUCCUCAGCACUUUGUUGCAAAGCUUCUCAACGGAUUUUGACCCUUGCUCAACCGAGAACUAUCCAUCCAAACUUUAGUUUUCCAGAACAGCCUGAAAGAGAGAUUUCAAAGGCUGCAAGAAGAGCUGAAGCUAGCCCAAGAUUACAGCAACUUGCCCAGCCAGUAGUUAGGCAAAAAAUGCAGUUAUAUGAAAAUACAUGCAUGGAGUUCCCAAUCCGUCAAAUACCCCUGACUGCUCUACAAGCUGUCCCAAGUCCAAGGCUACUUGAACUAGCAAGACCAAAAACAAUCCCUUCUGACAGUGCCAUGGAUCGUUCCCCUGAGUGGCCCGUGUCAGUAGCAGCCAAGCAGGCAGUGGCCUCUCCUCGACUCACGGAACUCGCUCAACCUCCCAACAGGGCCCCAACCAAUCUUGUGCAGUUUAAUCCAGAUGCCUUUAUUGUAAAGGAGUCUGCUAAGAAAGCAUUUUGUACAGAAAGAGUCAAGAAUUUAGCACAACCAAUUACUCGUUGAUCACACAGAUCACCCACAUCUAAAUCUCUGUGGCAUUUUCAAUAAAUUAAAGGAACUAUA
This is a messenger RNA of Crotalus tigris (Tiger rattlesnake), 1139 nucleotides long. It is a transcript of the gene SPMAP2L, whose product is annotated as theg spermatid protein like. The record is from RefSeq and is a predicted model, not a curated record. NCBI's taxonomy places the organism in Eukaryota, Metazoa, Chordata, Lepidosauria, Squamata, Viperidae. Bases 315 to 1079 code for a protein of 254 amino acids. The transcript is spliced from 9 exons.